GAUCACAAAAUGUCUGCCUUACUUGGAGUUGUAAUUUUGCAGAAAAAUCAAAGGCUACUUCUAACCAAGUUACUGCUCUUGAUAGAGCAAGUUCUUUCAAACCUUGUAAUCCAUUCUUCAUGGUUGUCAUGCGUCGAUCAUACCUCCAUUGUAAGGGUUCUUAUCUGGGUUUACCAUGUGAGUUUUGUAGGAGCUACAUUGAUUUGCACGAUCAGCAGAGACAUAUCAACCUUCAAGAGUUAAAUGGGAGAGUUUGGCCUUCAAGGUAUCUAAUCACGAAAAACAAUAGAAAUACAAAACCAAGAUAUAGACUCAAAAGUGGAUGGAAGGCAUUCGUCAAGCACAAUAAUUUGAAAGUUGGUGAUGUUUGCACCUUUGAGCUCAUUUGUAGAACUAAACUAACCUUACUGGUUCACAUCUUUAGAGAGACAGACAGUUCAAAUUGUUCAACACCUCAAGAAAAAUCAAAGGCUACUACUAACCAAGUUACAGCUCUUGAUAGAGCAAAUUCUUUCAAACCUUGUAAUCCAUUCUUCUUGGCUGUCAUACAUCCAUCAUACUUGGGUUCUUCUGCUGGUCAUUUGAGUUUACCAUCCGAGUUUUUUCGGAUACACUUUGAUUCGCACAUGAAGCAGAGACUUAUCAACCUUCAGGAAUUAAAUGGGAGAGUUUGGCCUGCAAAGUUUGUGAUCCAUAAAAGCAGGACGAAAACAAGAUAUAGAUUCUUAGGUGGAUGGAAGGCAUUUGUGGAGCACAAUAACUGA
Cajanus cajan (pigeon pea) is the source of this 764-nucleotide messenger RNA. The record is from RefSeq and is a predicted model, not a curated record. NCBI's taxonomy places the organism in Eukaryota, Viridiplantae, Streptophyta, Magnoliopsida, Fabales, Fabaceae.